AUGGAUACCACUUUGGUCUUCAGCCUAAUCAUUGCAUUUUAUGACUCCAAGAAAGACUUUGGAGAUAGCAGCUGCCAAGUAGAACAGUUGCCAGGGCUAUUCCCAAAGGAUGUGAGCAUCAGGAAUUUGUUAAUACAAGAAACACACACAGAAGCCAAAAUAGCCACAGUGAUCCAGAAUUGAACUAUGGCUACCCUACAGUGCCUUGGCUCUUGGAGUGAAGUAAAAAGUCAACCUUUUUAUUCAGAAAGGAAGCCAGAAGUCAAGUGUAUUCUGAAGAACUUGAGAGCCAUUGCUGCUCCCCAAAUUAACAGCUCUGCCACCGCCCCCCUAUGUUACUUAACCCCUGCAACCAAGUUACAGCCUGGAUCCUUUCUAACAGGCAAUGACCUUCACAACAUCUCUGAGAAAUACGCUGAGUAUUAUUUUAACCAUAUUACAGAUUUGGAAAACCAAAACUCUGAUAACUUGUCCAAAAUAAGUUUUCUUACCAGAGGUCUUCCAAUGCAGGGUCUACCCAGGAAAAAGAGUUUCCUCAGAGAUGUUUUUUACCACUACAACCUCCACAUUCCAGGGGAUAAUGGAGAUAAAACUACAAGUACUGACACAGAUGAGAACCUGGAGAAGAGACAGAAAUGGAGUGUUGUGGUCAAAGUUCUGACAGCUGCUAUGUUGUUGCUUGGUGGAAUUCCCAUAAUAGUAUUUGCCAUAGUUCCAUGCCCUGCAGCUUGGCAUAAGGAGGAGAGCAUGGAUUUUGGCACUCGUGUUCACUAG
Messenger RNA from Dipodomys spectabilis (banner-tailed kangaroo rat), 774 nucleotides. It is a transcript of the gene CUNH17orf78, whose product is annotated as chromosome unknown C17orf78 homolog. The record is from RefSeq and is a predicted model, not a curated record. Lineage: Eukaryota; Metazoa; Chordata; Mammalia; Rodentia; Heteromyidae.